AUGUCGAAAAAUAAAUUAGAAUGUUGUUUACGCUUACCCAACUCAGUAGAAAUUGUUAAAUGUAAAUCUUGUAAUAAAAAAUACCACUAUGCAUGUGUAAGUACCACAAAAAUUGUUUAUAAAGAUUUAACAGAGGAAUACAAAAACAAUUGGCUGUGUCCGGUGUGCUCUAGACCCAGAACAGAUAAUACAAAUACGCCAAUAAGAAAUGCUACAAGUUAUACAAAUGAUAACAAAAUUGAAGGUGAAUCUGAACAAUACGUUAACGUAGGCGCAAGGCGUAAGAGAAUUAGGUCACCUGGGGAUAGCCCAAGGAGUGAGUCUUUGGGAGAGAUUAGAAGCAUAAUCAGACAGGAAUUAACGUCGGUACUGGAUAAUUUUAAAAGUAAUAUUUUGGAGCAAAUUGAUUUUAAAAUAAAAGAAGUUCUAGAUAAUAUGAGCGGCAUUAACACUUCAAUCGGUUUUCUAGAAGAGAAAUUUGAAGACGUCAAACAGGAAAUGCAUAACAAAAUAAAAAUAAUUAACAACUUGGAAGAAGAGAACAGGAAUUUACAU
Molecule: messenger RNA, 555 nt
Organism: Brenthis ino (lesser marbled fritillary)
Lineage: Eukaryota; Metazoa; Arthropoda; Insecta; Lepidoptera; Nymphalidae
Source: the annotation of a GenBank genome assembly